Messenger RNA from Ceutorhynchus assimilis (cabbage seed weevil), 1620 nucleotides. The record is from the annotation of a GenBank genome assembly. Lineage: Eukaryota; Metazoa; Arthropoda; Insecta; Coleoptera; Curculionidae.
AUGAGUAUAAACGAAGCAUUGACGGUAGCUUCAAUAUCAACUGGGAUUGGAUAUUCCACACCUGAUGAAAUCAUGGCAUUGCUAAAUAUUCCAUUCAUGUCGCCCAAUACAUAUCAAUCUUUUCAUGAAAAAGUUGGUAGUAUUAUAAGAAAAACAGCGUGGGAUGUUAUGAAGGAAGCUGCCGAGGAAGAAGCUCAAUUAGCGAGAGAUUUGGGCGAAGAUGAUAAAAAGACGAAGUUUCCCUUGAUUACCGUGGUAGCGGAUGGAGCAUGGGGAAAACGUUCAUAUAAUGUAAAUUAUGAUGCCGCAUCAGGAGCACAAGACACAAAUUUUUCAAGCAAAGUGGACUAUCUUGUUGCAGACAUGAAGAAUAUACCAUUCCAUGUUUUUGGGGAUCAUAAGAAUUGUGCAGAAAGGGGUUACUUUAAAUGCAGCAGAAAAGACUCAGAAGAAAAUUAUAUUCCCCUUAUGCAGACAUGUGGUCUCCUUCAAGAUAUCGACGUAUGCUUUAAUAGACUCGUUUUUAAUGCAGCAAGCCUUAUCCAUAAUAUGGAUAAUAAUCUUGCAGAGAGCUACAAUUCGGUGAUAUGCAAGUUUGUUGGAGGAAAAAGAAUUAACUUUAGCAAAAAAGGCUCUUAUCAGACCAGAUGCGAAGCUGCCGCAAUUUCUUUUAAUGUAGGUAGUGGAGACUUUCAUCUUGCCAUAGGCAAGGCGAUUGGUAACGCUACUCCUGAAGCCUAUACAAAAAAAUAUGCUGACAAAUUAAAAAUAAAAAGAUCAAUAAUAAAAAGAAAAAGGCUAUUUAGUGUAAAACAAACAAAUGCGCAUCUUCCUGAUAAAGAUUAUGGACCAGAUGCUACUGCCGAACCGGAUCUAACUGAAGAACAGUACCAAUUUAAAAAGAAUAUAUUUUUAAAGGAGCUCGAAAAGUCAGGAGAAGAAAUUGAAAAGCUGGAAAGGGAAACGAGAGGUCUAUCUGGCAACUCACUGUGGAAGCAGGAAAGGAGCCUCCGGCUAACCGCCUCUAAUUUUGGAACUGUCUGCAAAAUGAGGAAAACAACAAGUUGCGAAAAUAGUGUGAAGAAUCUUCUAUAUUCUAAAUUUAUGGGAAGUUCUGCAACAAGAUAUGGAACAGAAAAAGAACCGUUAGCCAUAAAAGCAUACGAAACCUACACAAAAGAAAUAGUGGAGCCUUGUGGUUUGUUUGUUGAUAAAAAACAUUGUUUUUUGGCAGCUAGUCCAGAUGGACUUAUUCAGGAGGAGGGGAUAAUUGAAGUGAAGUGUCCUUCCUCAGCGGAAAAAAUGACGCCAGAAGAGGCGAUUCAACAACAAAAAAAUUUUGCUACCCUGAAUAAUGGAAAACUUGAGGUAAAGCAAAACCACAAUUAUUUUUAUCAAAUUCAGGGACAACUACACAUAACCAAAAGGAAAUAUUGUAAUUUUCUAGUCUGGACGCCAUUGGGAUUCCUUGUACAAAAGAUAGAGAGAGAUGAUUUAUUCUGGGAAGAGAAAAUGGAACCAUUAUUGAAACAAUUUUAUUUCAAAUGUCUACUCCCAGAAAUAAUUGAUCCAAGAUUCACGAGAGGACUAAAAAUAAGAGAUGUUGCUCGGGAUGAUUGA